Molecule: messenger RNA, 1868 nt
Organism: Drosophila busckii
Lineage: Eukaryota; Metazoa; Arthropoda; Insecta; Diptera; Drosophilidae
Gene: Jabba
Product: flocculation protein FLO11
Exons: 9
Coding region: 230-1777 (515 amino acids)
Source: RefSeq, a predicted model, not a curated record
UUUCAAUUUGUCUGUGGUCGUGCACAUGAGCAGCUCGUUCUACUCUUCAGUUGGCCCGUAUACUUUCAGUAAAAGUGAUUUGCAGUUUAAUAAAAUAAAUAAUUUCAUUUAUUUAACAAUUCGCCAACAACUAACUACGGCUGGUACGUGAGUUGGGGUCAACGCACCCACGAACUUUAGAAAACCUAAAGCAGCAAGAAGAAAAAGUGCAAGAAAGAAAAGACCGACCAUGGCACAAGUCACCGCAACCAAAGAGCAGCAGCGCGAUCAUAUCGACGAGGAUGAAGUCAGCGAACUGCAGCGGCCGCCCAGCUUCUAUCAGCUGGUGCAUGAGCAGGCUGAGCGAUUUGCGAGCACGCGUAUUGGCCAAUUUGCGAUUGAGAAAGCUGAUCGUGGCCUAAAAUUGAUCGAGGAUACGACCAAGUGGAGUCUGCCGCAGGAAAAGAACUCGAGUGCAACGCCUUUGGAGCGUCCCUUGCCCUGGGCUCCAUUUCUGCUUUUGAUUGUGACGCUGCGUCUGGCACGCAUUUGGCUCUCUAUGGGCGCCUUGCUCAUUGGCAAUGCUCCAGUGUCCCCCCAAGCAAUGAUCUACUUCAUACAGACGCGUCGUCGCAAGCUGCGCGCCAUACGCGUGCAUGGACUGCGGGUCAUGAGGCAGCGUCAGCAGGAAGCCUCCAGCCACGCGAACAAGAGCUACACCCACCAGCUCAGUCAAUGGUUGUCCAAGGCCAUAUGCCGUCCGGGUGUGCAGCGCGCCAAUAGCGGACGUCUCUUCAAUACAACUGCCGCAGCUGAAGCGGAGAACAAGCCGCUCAACAAGAGCGUCAGCAAGCGUCCGAGGGAGGAGGAGUGCAACGCUGAUCAGAACAUGACCAUUGAUCAAAUUCUAGCCAAAUAUGCCGAGGAAAACUCUGAGGAUGAUUCAGACUUUGUUCCGCAUGCAGAGGAGGAAACCGAGACCAGCAGCAGCAGCAGCAGCAGCGGCGAGGGAGCCAGCUCGGAGUCUCACAGUAGCGAUGAGAUUAGCGAGUCUGAGGCACGUGAAAAUUUGGAUACGCAUCUAACCAAUGGCAAGGUAACCCAGAGCCAGGCUCAGGCGUUGAGCAACGGUAACGGCAGCAACAAGGAACAGACGGAAGUUGCAGCUGCUGCAGCUACGCAAGCUGCGAAGAAGGAUGGACAGAACUGGAAAUCCGCGCCGGGACCCAGAAGUGCCGCCCUGAUGAACUCACGCGUCUACAACAACACAGCUGCCGCAGCCAGCACUGAAGAGCCCACCAACCCAAGCGAUUCCCACCUUCCUCUUGCCGAUCCCGAACCCGAUCCCGACACUGACACCGAUACCGACUGCAGCAGCACUCAUACUGUCUGCCGCCCCCAAGCUAAGGAAACUACUGCCUACAGCCAAAGUGAAGCUGACAUCCUCCAUUCCACUGUAGACACCUUAACACCUGCCACUUCUUCCGAAGAUAUUUUCUAUAGCCCCAUCGGCUCUCCCAACAAUUUCAACAACUGCUACAGUCCUCAAGCUCUGCUGCACAAUGUCACCAUCAACUCUGCGCUAGUUCACUCCACACCGAACUCUGAAGUUGAGGGACCGUCGACACCCAGCUCUGUGCUUGAGGAAACGGCUAAGCAGAGUAUAAUUGAAGCUCAUGUCAACACUACGCCAGUCCAACCGCCAAAGCAACCUCCACAGCAGCAGCAGCAGCACCAGCAACAGCCAAGGCAUUUCAAUCAUCCAAAUCAGCGCUUCCGCGGGCGUAACCGACGCUAAGCACCGCUAGCACCAAUCUACACAUAUUGUAAAGUAAAGCUUCAAAAGUACUCUGGCUUAUCUUCAAUAAACUUUUCGCCAUUAAACGUAC